This is a messenger RNA of Toxoplasma gondii ME49, 6768 nucleotides long. RefSeq lists its product as hypothetical. Lineage: Eukaryota; Apicomplexa; Conoidasida; Eucoccidiorida; Sarcocystidae. Bases 1058 to 5716 code for a protein of 1552 amino acids. The transcript is spliced from 3 exons. The record is from RefSeq and is a predicted model, not a curated record.
GAAACGGUUUAGACUUCCCGCUUUCGUUUGCGCUUUCUUCUCCAAAUGGACGAGGUGGAAAACGCUUUUUGCCGAUACCCGAUGCGAGAUUGCAGUUUGAAUCACGCCUCCGUCUCGCACUUCCUCACCCUUCCUGCCCGAGGAAGUCGCGGCAGAUGCGGGCUGAGUUUCUUUUCUCGCAGCGACGGCGAGAAACAGCCGGUUCACCGCGAGCUUUUUUCUUUUCGUGCUCCCUCUGCACCUCAGUAAAUUCGCGUUCUGAACCAGACACUGCGAAAACCCACAGGUGCUUUUUCAGUCCUGCCUCUGUCUGAAUCUCCCGUUACCGGGUGUACAUACACCUGGACGGAGGCGCCAGCCAGCUCGCGGGGUUUCCACGAAAGCGCGUUCCACCUUUUGCCCGUUUUUUUUUGCGCCGCGUCUUCGAGGUUUCUCCGCCAACGCGGCCUCAAGGGUCUGUAAAGCAUCGGCGCAGCCUUCUUUUUUCCUCGAGAUCUUUCUUCAACUCUGACCUUGUGUACAAGACAACCGCUUCGUGGCGCCCUCGUCACAGAGGGGGGCUGCACACACUUUGUCAGGAACCAGGCUGUUUCCUUUUUCGUUUUCGAUUCUAUUCUUCUUGUGCAGCUAUCGACCCAGCGCUUAUCUUGGUUUCUUCCUCCUAAUCGCUUUCCAACUCAAGUAGGACAACUUUUCGACUCUCCCGUCCGUCGCACGCCGACAGACUUCUCGACCCUCAACUCACUCGCGUCUCUCCGCUGCUUCUUUCAUGUCUUCCUCCUUUCGAAAGGGCGUCGAGGCCCUCCCUCGUUUCCCCCUGUCUUCUCACUUCCUUCCUUGCUUCUGAAAACGGCACCUUUUCGCGGAUCGCUGUCGUCUUGGAUGGCAGACGGUUUACCGAGUUCUCGAAUUUUUCUGCAGCAGAAACUCUCCUUCGUCCUUGCCUCGGCUCCCUUUUUUCCUCUCUCCUCGGCCUCCCUUCCUCUCCCUGUUGCCGUCCUUUCUUCUUUUCUCCCUCCGUGCCCUUCUGCUUUUCGCCUGUUCUCCUCGAGUCGCCAUGUCAAGACGAGCUCUGUCUCGCGACCCGGCGCACUCGAAUGACAGGGAACCGCGGCUGAACCGCGAGCAAGGAAAUUGCCUGCCCCUUCGUCCGUCUGCCUGUUCGCCGCAUGUAGUCCUCAGAGACCAGGCUGAUGGAGACCGGCUGCAUGCAGCCGGUCUCCAUCAGCCACCCUCCCAGGACACAGGCGACUUGCCUCGCUUUCGUCUCCGUCCUAGGCUCGUCGCCUCUACGGCAACUGCGCCCCAGGCAUCCACCGGCCUCGCUGCUUCCUCCUCUGUCUCCGGGGUCUCUUCAGUAUCGCAUGUCUCCUUUUCUGCAUGCAUGCAGUCUCGCAUGGUGCGUGGAACCUGCUGUUCGAACCGCGGAGAGCAAGGGCCGCAGAUCGAAGUGUUUGAGCGCUUUCCUAAAAGACAGAGCAUUCCACAAGCGGCUGUCCCUCCCGAUGACUCUGGAGGCAGUCCUCCUCACUUCAAGUCGCCACAAAUCGUUCAGAACUGUCUCCUUGUCUCUUCUCUUUCCUCCUCUUCUUCCGAUGAUUUUCUGGCUUCGUCUGUCGCCUCUCCUCCGCAGGACGGAUGCAAGCCCUGCACCGCCAGGGAGACCGAGGCUGCGUCAGGUGGACAUACACCUGGCGUGCGGCGAGUUUCUUCUCGCGGUCGACCUGCGACACUGCGCCGGGCGACUGAGAGCUCGAGCAGCGGCGAAUCCUUCUUCCCCGGAAAUGUGUACGAAGCUUCUGCCUUUUCUCUCCCUCGAAAGGAAGAAACUUGUCUUCUGCGGCUGGGCGCGCCAGUGUGGAGUCCUCCUCGUUCACCGGUAGCUAGAGCACGAUGUCAUUCUUCAGCGGCCCCAUGCACACAAGCAGAGUCGCCUGCGAAAGCCGCUUGGUUUUUUUCGACACCCCGGCCAUCGUUUCCCCCUUCGUGUUCCGCCCUUCUCUCUGGCGUCUCUCCUGAUGUCUCCUUGUCUCCUCUCCGACCUUCCGGCUUCUGCGAGUCGCCUCACACCGACGAACUCGCGCCGACAGUUCGGUGCAGCGUGGCGACCGUCUCAGCUGAGACAGAACGCGAGGAGGAAAAGAGGCCUGUUUUAGAUCGAGAUUCUCUUGCUUUUCGUGACGACGCGUCCUCGUUUCGCUUCCGUGCUUCGACAGAGACGAAAACGACGGUCCCCCCUUCCUCCGGAUCGCCUUCUUUCUCCACCACCACCGCCUCUUCCUUUCUCUUUCCCUCUUCUUCUUUCUUGCCGCCUUCUUCUUCCUUUUCAAGUUCGUCGUCCUUUUCAACGUCUUCUUCUUCGUGUUCUCCCUUUCACACUGAGUCCUUUGCCGCCGCGCCUGACUGCAUGCGCGAAGAGCCGAGUGUCUGUACAGGGGAGGAGGCGGAAGAGAUGAGGCGACCCGACAGCUCGCGGGGCGCUGCCUGUACACUUGGGAGGAAGGCGGCGGCCGCGGCAGAUAUCGCGCGUUCUCCGCCUGUCGAGAAUGUGCGAAGAAGCGCCCGUCUUCAAGAGCUUUACGCGAGAAGAAAACGAGAGAGCAGUCCGCCUGAAGGUCGUUCCUUGUCCGCUGCGUCUUCUUCGCAUGCAGAUGGCCCUCCCUCUCUCUCCACUGAGAUCUCCGCAUGCGGUGAAAGCCAAAGUCCGCCGGGAAACGGGUCGUUAGUGGCCGGAGAGUCUCGCUCUGCAUGGCGCAGACACUGUCGACGCUCUUCGCCUCCGUCGUCGUUUUCUUUUUCUUCUGCUUCGCAGAUAGACGAACAGCGGGCAGUGGAAAGCAGAAGUGUAACUCUUCUUUGCGGGGCUUCGUCGCCUGGCGCGGCUGCUUGCGCAGCGACACGGACGUCUUGCAAGCUCUCAGGAGAUUUAAGGAAGCUCGAUCGUGGAAGGAGAUCAAGCGCAGACGAGGAAGCAGGGACCGCGAGAGAGAGCAUAGGGGAGGACCUCUCGACCCCCGUCGGAGGUAGCUGCCUAGACCGCUUGAAGGAGGAGAGCGCCGAAGAGAGGAGACGAGAAGACGCGGAAGAGCGAGGAGAGAAGAAAGCACGGAGCUGUGCCGCUCACACGGUCCCCAAAGGACAGACACUCUGGGGAGACGCCGAGUCUGGAGCUCUGGUGGAGACUCGAGACGACAGACGAGAGAGGCUGCACACAGUAGUACAUAGGAAGGCCCCCGCAACCGAGAAAACAGAGUCUGCGUUCGCCGCUUCUUUCUCUUCUUGGUUUCCGAGCUCGGGGUCGAAUAAAGGCGGUGGCGCAUCUCUCGUUUCUGUCGAGAGAGGAGGCAAGACCGAGCCCGGAGAGGCGCAUUUUUGGACGGGAGAAGAAGACAGGAUGGAGCAGAAACGCAGCUCUCUCUUUGUCACUUCCGUUGACGACGUUUUCCAUGCUGGAAGAGAAUUCGCCCCGCUUGCUUCGGCGCAGCUCACCCGAGACACUGUCUCCUUUUCGAGCUCCCGAAAGAAACAGGGCAGCCAGGCAGCAGGCUCCGCUGAGCCUCCCGCGGAGGUAGCUCCACGGCGAGCUUCGCUGACAGAAGCCUCGAGAGAAGAAGGAAGCCAGGAGGCGACAGACACUGCAAGUGUCGAGUUUCCCUGCCCGCACUCGCUUCCUUCUUUCGCUGUCUCCUCGUUUUCCUCUUCGUCUUCCUCUCUUUCGUCUGAAUAUGCUUCUCCUCCCUCUUUUUCGUCUUCCUCUUCAGCCUCCAAGACGCCAUCGUGUCGACUUUGUCUCUCGUCUUUCGUUCAUCGGUCCUUCUCCUCUCGGACUCUCCAACUGCGACAGCAGCCAAACGUUCCUUCCGCCUCUUCUUCCUCCACUUCCCCCUCUUCUUCCUCCACUUCCGCCUCUUCUAUCUGCACUUCCUCCUCCUCUUUCUCUUCUUCCUCCUCUUCCGUUUCCUCUUCCUUUUCUCCCUUUUCCUCCGCCAUUUCUCUCUCUGUAGGCGACGAACAGAUGUGUGGGGACAGGCGGUGGCCCGAGUUUGACGGUUCCGGCUGGUCUGCUUCUUCUCGUUUCCCCUCGUUUCCUCGUCUUUCUUCUACGUCCUCUCGCCUUGUGGCUUCCGAUUCCCUCGCGGCCGCCGCCGCUCCGGCGUCUCCCGCGUCGCACCGCGCCCUGCGAGAAGUCGAGAGGAGCGACGAAGGAGAGCAGCUGGCGACUGGCGCGCAGCGGAGAGAGAGCGGGGGAAAGCGCACCUGGGCUUCCACACAUGCGGAGAGAAUCGACCUUUCCACAGCGAGCGCGGAAACGCGAGAGCUCUGCGUGACAGUCCCGGAGGCAGAGACUCCGAAAAGAGGACGCAGAGAAAGAGAGGCAAAGGAAAUGACCAUUCUCAGACGAGUGACGCUUGGAAUUCUUCUCUUCUGCUUCAUCCGCAAGCUUCUGCUUCUCGCUUGGCAGUGGCCGCGGGCUCUGAGUGCGUCUCCGGAGAAGUUUGCGUUUUCGUCUGUUGAUUUGUUCGACGAGAGCGAGGCGAAGUUUCGCAGAAUCAUGGAGGCGCUCGCAGCUGAGUUUCCUGAGCAUCGACACCGGUUCCUGAUUUCGGAGCCUCCCUCGUACGCGCCGCAUGCGUUUUCGUCCUCGUCGUCUGCUAAACAAGAAUACCCUUCAGCGGCGCCCUUCGUCUCGCUUCUUAGUGACUUUCUUUCGCGUUUCUCGUCACGCAGAGGCGCGUUCCGUCUGCCGGACGGCGACUUCUCGCUGGCAAGAAGAGAGGAUCCCGGAACUGUGUCCACGGAAGACUCCUCGGCAUUCGAUGCGACAGAGGUCGAGACAGAGAAAUCGGCGGCCGCGUCCUCUCUCUUUUACCAGAUGAAGGCGUUUCUGUGGAGCCUGCCCUUUAGCUCGGCUACCGGUGCACCGCCUUCCGCGCUGUCGACGGACGAGAGCUUCGAGCAAGGCGAAAACGCAGAUACGCAAGGCAGAGAAACAGGAGAUACGAAAGAGAAGUUCCACUACAGAUCGUGGAGAACGAGAACUCCAAAGACAGCGCCCUUAGCUGCCAUCUGCUCUCUUCUUCUCCUCGUCUUUCGUUCCUGGGGCGCUCUGGUGCGCUUCGUUUGUUCGUGGGUGGUUGCACCUCCGCUCGCGCUGCUCUUCCGGUUUUUCCUCUCCCUUCUCUUUCGACUGUCUCUCUCCUUCUUCUUCGUCGCAGCGACGUUCCUAGGGGUCGGCUCCUGUUUCCUGUUCCACCUUCGCGGCUUCUGCGCCCUCGCAGAGAGAGACAGGAGAGCGCCGCUCUCUCUUCCCAGUGCUUCCUCCCCUUUUCGUCUCUCGGCCUCAGGCUCUCUCGCGACAGAGACUUCCCCCCGACGGACGGAGAGCUUUGCUGCUGCGACACUGUCGGCUUCGCUGUUUGGCGACGAAGCGAAAACAGCGGAGGCAAGAGCCGCGUCUUCUCUGGGUGGGGAGGCAACCGAGACUUGCAGAUCUUCGCUGCUGCAUCUUGCUUCGUGCGCCUCCUCCGCGCGCCUCUGCGCCUCUGUAGCUCGGCCGCUUCUCCCCGUGGCUGCGUCGUUCCUCGCCCGGGCGUUGCAUGCAGUUCCAGGCUGCCGGACGCCGAACGCGCUCCCGGAAGAGAGCAAAGGAGAGAACGAGAGAGAAGACCGAGGGAGCGGGGGUGAACAGAUCGCAGCCGAGAUGGAGAGAGAAUAAGAAUGGAGAGGGAGAUGGAAACAGAAGAAAGAACAGGGACGGAGAGGAAGGGAGGAAAGAGGAGAGGUGCAGGGUGGCAGGCGACCGAUGCACGUGAGAGGAAGGAGGGGAGAGAGCAGUCGGUUGUGGUUUCUCGAGAAUAAGAAGCGACUGCGUAGAAGAGAAAUUGAAAAGAGACGCGGAAUGGGGAAGAGGAGGAACGCGUGGAAACGGAGAUGGGCCAGACUUCUCACAUGGUUACAGCAAGCACAGGUCUAGAGGGGACGGGGGGGUGACCGUGCAUUCUGUCCGUGUGGAGGACUGCCUACUCAGUGUCGUAGGUAUGUCUGUGUGUCUGUUUCUUGGAUGAGAGGCGUUGGGGAGACGGAGGGAGGUCGGAAAAAUCGAUUUUUUAGUCACGCAGAGGAGAAGGCUGCAAGGUGAGACACGGAAAGGAGAGAAACGCGAAGGGGAACUUUUUGCGGAGUUGCAGGGAGGCUGUUUUUCUGCCUGUCGCAGGGGCGGAAAGAGGGAAGAAACGCUUUGAAGCAGGUACAUCACGCACUCGUUUCUGAUUAGGAGAGCGAAACUCGAGGAUCUCCAGAGUCGUUCUGUAGCGAUUGUUUAGCACAGAAACCGGGGAAAAGUGUAGACAAUCAACGGCAGGCGGAGCUCCGCUGUGAGGAGCCUCAUCUUGUGCGACCCAGGACGAAUACGGUCGCGGCGGGGAAUCGUGGCUGUUCUCACGCGCUCCUUUGUUCACAGAACGCAGCCCACCGCCGGCAGAGCACCGAGGCAUGUCUCCUUGUAGGAGUGUGUAUUAUUUGAAGCGAGUCUGGAGACACACUGUCAAGCAAGAAGGUUUCUGUGCGAGAGAAAACGCUUUGGCUCUUGGUACACCGUAGUGAUCUACGAAAUGGAGGCUGAAACACAGACAGGGAGACCCCAAGCGAGUCCCGGCGCGCCUCUACACAACCUCCGCCGCCGUUUCUGCGUGUCUGAGUACUGACGGCAGUAAAGAUGUUUCAAAAGGGGUGCUUCUCGGCCAAUCUCAGCUUCCUCAAUCCCUUGCA